AUGUCAGAAGGCAGACAAUGUUUAGUAAACAAUAUUAUUAAACAAUUGCAACAUGCAGUUCAAAGGACCAUUUAUGUAAAUGACAGUGUUGAUGAUCUACAAAAAGGUUUAUUAAAUAGUAUAAACCACGUAUUUGGCGAUCAUUUUGAGUGUCAGAAUGACUGCCAAGAAGCUGGCAAUAUUAAUAAUACCAUUCUUGAAGAAUAUGGAAUUUUAUACCACAUUAAAGCUGCAUUAGAUAGGGUUGUGAUGUUGGCCGAAAAUCUGAUUGGCAACGAAACCAGUAACAAAGCUGAAAUGUUCAUGUCGCUUUUAGCUAAAUAUAAUGCUGGAAAACGACUGAAUCUUAUAACAAGGGGAUCAUUCGAAACACAAGCAAAUAUAGCUGUUCUAAGAUACAACAAAGGAAUCAAUUGGCAUGCAGAUAGUUGGAGAAACAUAACGGACACAGAGGAGGGCGAAAAUUUAAAAAUAUUUUUAAAGCGGAUGGUUGCCAAAGAACAAUCUCGCAAACAGCUAGUUAAUAAAAAUAUUUCGAAGACUGAAAGUAGUACUGGAAGUAAACAAACAAAAAAGAGCCAUAACACGGAUUAUGGACCCUCUGUACCUGCUACAGUCAGCGUAGCAGUCAACUUAUGA
Molecule: messenger RNA, 639 nt
Organism: Psylliodes chrysocephalus
Lineage: Eukaryota; Metazoa; Arthropoda; Insecta; Coleoptera; Chrysomelidae
Source: the annotation of a GenBank genome assembly